Messenger RNA from Urocitellus parryii (Arctic ground squirrel), 1446 nucleotides. RefSeq names its product fatty acid desaturase 2-like protein FADS2B. Gene Ontology annotation, molecular function: oxidoreductase activity, acting on paired donors, with oxidation of a pair of donors resulting in the reduction of molecular oxygen to two molecules of water. The record is from RefSeq and is a predicted model, not a curated record. Gene Ontology annotation, biological process: lipid metabolic process. Lineage: Eukaryota; Metazoa; Chordata; Mammalia; Rodentia; Sciuridae. Gene Ontology annotation, cellular component: membrane.
AUGAAGUUUGAAGAAAAGCUUGAGGACAAAGGGAGCCUGGCAGGAAGGAGUCGGGUGCACCUAGAUGGGAUGCACCAGGCCAAUGGGAAACCAAUAGCCAAUGGGAAAACGGAUGGCUGUGGAAAGCAGGAAGCRAACGGCAAGAGCAACGGGCUCAGGGAAAGUCUCAACAGGUACACCUGGCAAGAGAUCCAGAGGCACAAUCAGGAGAACGACCUGUGGCUGGUAAUCCAUCGAAAAGUUUAUAAUGUCACUGACUGGGCCAAAAGGCAUCCUGGUGGGCACCGGGUCCUCAACCACUAUGCUGGGGAAGACGCCACGGAUGCCUUCAGGGCCAUGCACCUGGAGCUUGACAUUGUGAAGCUGUACCUGAAGCCGUUGCUUAUUGGAGAGCUUGCUCCAGGAGAGCCCAACCAGGAGAGAAACAAAAACUCCCAGCUGGUGGAAGAUUUCCAAGAACUGCGMAGGACGUUGGAAGCUUCGAACAUGUUCAGGGCCAACCUGUGGUUCUUCUUUCUCCACCUCAUCCARAUCUUGAUUUUGGAAGUCCUGGCGUGGCUGAUACUGUGUCAUUUUGGCAAUGGCUGGACUGUCACAUUGUUCAUCUCCUUUCUUCUCACAGUGUCUCAGGCUCAGAGUUCAUUUCUGCAGCAUGACAUAGGACACCUUUCCAUGUUUAAGAAGUCCAAGUGGAACCACCUGAUGCACAAGUUUGUGAUGUGUCAUCUCAAGGGCCUGUCAGCAAACUGGUGGAACUACCGACACUUCCAACAUCAUGUAAAACCGAAUAUCUACCCCAAAGAUCCAGAUAUUGACAUGGGCCCGCUUUUUCUGCUUGGAGAUUCACAGCCCAUCAAGUAUGGCAAGAAGAAAAUCAAGUACAUCAACUAUGAAAAGCAGCACCUGUACUUCUACUGGGUUGGGCUCCCCCUCCUCAUGCCUGUGUAUUUCAAUCUGCAAUCCAUGCAAGUGAUGUACCUUCGAAGGUAUUGGGUGGACAUUGCCUGGGUCAGCAGCUUUUAUAUCCGCCAUUUCAUCACAUUUGGCCCUUUCUAUGGAAUUUUUGGAACUGUGUUGCUCAUUUAUUUGGUCAAGUUUCUUGAAAGUCCCUGGAUUGCAUAUGUUACCCAGAUGAGCCACAUACCAAUGAAAAUGAGCACGGAGGAGAAUCGCGACUGGCUCAGUACUCAGGUCUUGGCCACCUGUAAUAUUGAACAGUCUUUUUUCAAUGACUGGUUCACAGGACAUCUGAACUUCCAAAUCGAACACCAUCUGUUCCCCACRAUGCCGCGCCAUAACUAUCACAAAGUGGCACCUCUGGUGAGGUCACUGUGCACCAAGCACGGAUUGCAGUAUGUGAAUAAGCCCAUGUUGAAGGCAUUUGGAGAUAUCAUCAGGGCCUUGAAGAAAUCUGCAGCCCUCUGGAUGGAUGCUUACUAUGAAUGA